AUGUCUUCAUUAGGGAAUGUCCUUUACAUUCAAGCUGGGGUUGGAGUCCUAGCUAAUAUGUUUCUUUUUGUUUUCUAUAUUUUUAUAAUCCUAAGGAACAGACCUAAGCCCAUGGACCUGAUCUCAUGCCAACAGACUUUCAUUCACAUAAUGUUGUUCUUCACUGCAGGGGACGUUUUGCUUACAAACAUAUUUGAGUCAUUGCACAUUGAGAAUGACUUUAAAUGCAAAACAACUUUUUACAUAAGCAGGGUGAUGAGAGGCCUCUCUAUCUGCACCACCUGCCUCCUGAGUGUGUUCCAGGCUGUCACCAUCAAUCCCAGUACUUCUUUAUUGGCAAAAUAUAAACAUAAACUAAAAAAAUACAUGAUCACUGCUUUCUUCUAUAUUUGGUUUUUCAAUUUGUCGUACAGUAGUAACCUGAUCUUCUAUGUUGGUGCUUAUACCAAUGUGAGUGGGACUAACCAGAUGAAGAUCACUAAAUACUGCUCACUCUUCCCAAUGAACUACAUCAUCAGGGGAUUGAUUUUAACAGUGACAACCUCUAGAGACGUGUUUCUUGUAGCAGUCAUGCUGACUACAAGUACAUACAUGGUGAUAAUCUUGUUCAGGCAUCAGAGGCAUUGCAAGUAUCUUUAUAGCACCAGGCACCUGAGAGAGUCCCCUGAGAAAAGGGCCACCCAGACCAUCUUAGUGCUGGUGGUUUUCUUUGUGGUCAUGUACUGGAUGGACUUCAUCAUCUCAUCCACAUCAGUCCUGUUAUGGAUGUAUGACCCAGUCAUCCUGACUGUUCAGAAGUUUGUGAUGAAUGCCUAUCCCACGAUAACUCCGUUGGUACAAAUCAGUUCUGAUUACAGAAUAAUCAACUUGCUCAAAAACCUGCAGUCAAAAUGCUGCUAG
Arvicanthis niloticus (Nile rat) is the source of this 900-nucleotide messenger RNA. RefSeq names its product putative vomeronasal receptor-like protein 4. The record is from RefSeq and is a predicted model, not a curated record. Gene Ontology annotation, cellular component: membrane. Lineage: Eukaryota; Metazoa; Chordata; Mammalia; Rodentia; Muridae. Gene Ontology annotation, molecular function: pheromone receptor activity. Gene Ontology annotation, biological process: G protein-coupled receptor signaling pathway.